AUGACGAUGGUUAUGGAGAGUGGAAGUCGCCAGUAUGGCGGGCUCAGCUACGAUAGUGUCUACCAGAAUCAUAGCCGCGCCAACCCACCACACUUUGGUGAAGGAUGGCCUCCACACAGCACCUCGCACCCGCCAAGUUCCGUGUAUCAGCCUGCUGUGGCGGCCAAUCCAGUGGGCAUGAAACGGGAGGACGCUUCAAGGCCUCCGGCGAUUCCUGUCUCCUAUGCAAACGGGCAGGUCUCUGCGCCGGCAAUGGUUCACGGCGGAAACUACAAUAGUGUGGGAUAUGGUGGCUCGGAACUCGUCGUACUACCCACAGAGCUUCCCCGGACCACCUUCGAGCAGUCACAGCCCUGCACGACUGCACCGCAGAUGGCAUCUUUCACACCUGCAAACUAUUCGUCCCUGGAAUACGCGCAGUCGCUGCAUAUGCACCAGCAGCAGCAACAACAACAGCACCAACAUCAACCUCCCCACCACCAGCAUCCGCCACCACCGCACCAUGCAACGCACUUGGAGGCGCGGAGUGUGCAUCAAGGGAACGAGACUUCUCCGCAUGCGACACAGCCACCGCAAGUGACCUUCAGCGAUGCCCUUGAUGCGAGUCGAGGCAUGGUUGCUUUGAGCCAGGACCUCACGCCUCGCGCUAUCUAUGGUCCUCGCAGCUCUCGUGGCUCCGUGGACUCAUACGGCUUUCCAUCAACACAUUCAUCUGCGUCAUCCAUUUCUUCAGCAAACAAUUAUCCAUACUACAGUGCAUCUGUUGUUUCCGUGGACUCGUCUGUCACAGAUUACAGUUCUACAACUUCGGAUUCCUAUGACGGACUAUCAAGGACGUUGCCCCGACCGUCUGGCCUUUUGGCUGGUGCUCUUCCUCCGCAGUCCAUGAUGGGCCAGUUCAGCUCCAAAGUGCCAUCGAACACGCAGAAGAAGCACAAAUGCAAAGUUUGCGACAAGCGAUUCACUCGCCCGUCCUCACUGCAAACGCAUAUGUACAGUCACACAGGUGAAAAACCAUAUGCCUGCGAAGUUGAGGGUUGCGGAAGACAUUUUUCAGUUGUAUCGAACCUACGACGUCACAAAAAGGUGCACAAAAAUGACAAAGAGUCUGGCUCGCCUGAGGAAGAGGCCUGA
Molecule: messenger RNA, 1134 nt
Organism: Coccidioides posadasii C735 delta SOWgp
Lineage: Eukaryota; Fungi; Ascomycota; Eurotiomycetes; Onygenales; Onygenaceae
Biological process (GO): regulation of transcription by RNA polymerase II
Cellular component (GO): nucleus
Molecular function (GO): DNA-binding transcription factor activity, RNA polymerase II-specific; RNA polymerase II cis-regulatory region sequence-specific DNA binding
Source: RefSeq, a predicted model, not a curated record